AUGACAGAGUUUUGUCGCCUUGAUAAACUCCUUCCAUGGAAGAACUCGAGCAUAAGAGUCAAAGUUUACAGAAGGAGAGAAACAGAGGAUUCCGAAGGAAAUCCGGCGAUGGAUUUCAUCCUUGCUGAUAAAUAUGGGAAAAAGAUACAUGCAACUGUAAGCCACCAGUACUUUCAUCGUUUCAAGAGAGAUUUACCAGAAGAUGAAUGGAGAGAAAUCACAAAUGUUCAUGUAAGUGAUCGGAACUGGAAUCACCCAACACACAUGCUAGCGCGACACCAGUAUAUGAUCACUCUAGAUGGACCAACUGGAGUACGGCCUAUUCCUUCACUCAGGGAUAGUCACAUGUUUGAUUUCACGGAUUUCAAUCAAGUGAUAACCAGAGUUGUCGAUGCUGCAUAUCCCAUUGAUCUGACUGGAGUAGUUGGAUACAUUGGCAAACUUCAGCCAACUGAACUAGACAAUGAGGAAAAGACAUGUAUCCCGUUCCAUCUAAAGGAUCACCGGAACCAGGAAAUUUACUGUGUUGCUUACGGACAAUUGGCUCCGGAUUUUAACAUCCAACGUAGAUCCUUUACUCAAGCCGAUACCGUUAUUUGCGUCCUGAGUGAAUGGAGAGUCACAUUUCACAAUGGGGAGGUUCUGGUCACUGGUGAAGGAGGGUUAGCUAGGAUUUUCAUCAAUCCAUGGAUCGAGGAACGGGAUGUUAUGCGCCAUAGAUUUCUACAUCCUGACGUUGAAGAACCACAAGACAACAAUUCAGUCGCUGGAUCCUCUUCUGCUGUCAUAUGCUGA
Molecule: messenger RNA, 795 nt
Organism: Microthlaspi erraticum
Lineage: Eukaryota; Viridiplantae; Streptophyta; Magnoliopsida; Brassicales; Brassicaceae
Source: the annotation of a GenBank genome assembly